Molecule: messenger RNA, 1050 nt
Organism: Paramecium octaurelia
Lineage: Eukaryota; Ciliophora; Oligohymenophorea; Peniculida; Parameciidae
Source: the annotation of a GenBank genome assembly
AUGAUUUUUUCGGAUGAAUUCAAAGAUUUAAUAAAGCAACCAGUUCAGCUUAAUACAAGCAGAUCAAACUAUUCCAAAUACGAGAGUCUCACAACAAUCAGGGAAUCACCCAAAAAGGCUGCGUUGAAUUAUCCAAAAGAGCAAUAGACUCUUUUUUAUAAUGCAAGCUAUUUGUUGAAGUAAUCCAAUAGAAUUGGAAUAAAGAAAAGAUUACGAAUAUUUUUGAUCGUUAUAAGGUUUCUCAGAAGAUUAUAAAAAGUAAUAAAUGAAUCCCCAUACUAACACGGUCUAGCAAAUUUAAAAAAGGUUAAAAAAACCACUUUGAAGCUUCCUCAAACAAUAAAUGAGAAAUUCAAGAUCUGGUGUUUGGGAAUUUUUUAAAAAUCAUUUUCAACAAUUCCUCAAAAUCUCUUUAAUUACAUUAAAUCCCCUGGAAAUAAGAUCAAAGAAGAUAAUUCUCAAUUAAUCCUAAUAAAUGCAAUCAAAUUCUUCUUUGAAAACAUGGCUUAUUUUACUCAUCCUGAUAUUGUGAGUAUUGAAAUAAAACACUUUUUGUUUUCGUAACUGUUUUUAAAUGAGAAGACUCAGUUCACAGCUUUUGUAUCUGUGAGAACCCCGUACAUAUCCCAUUUAAAUAACGAAAUCACAUUAGAUCAAUAAUCAAUGAUUAUUAUGGAAGUUUUGCUCUUUUUCAGAUUUGCAUUUACUCUCUUUGAAUUCACAAAUACAAACUAAUUUGCGAUAGUUAUGCUGAUUAGUACUCUUCAACAUUUAUAUUUGAAAAAAUACACCUCUUUAAAGUCAUAAUACCAACCUCAACAAAAUUUGAUUCAAUUAACGAUAGAGGAAACCAAGAAUCAAAAAUAUAUUUUAAAAAUAGAACCACAAUAGACUUUAUUUUCAAGCAAUUAAAUAAUUUAUGGAACUUAUCCCCCAGAUGAAAUUGAAAAAUUACUUAACUUAAGACCAAAUUUUGAUGAAAAAAUAACAUAGUAUUUUAAUAAAACCAUAGAGCAUUUAUAGCUAUUUCUCAUAGACUUCUAUCAAUGA